AUGGCCAAAUCCGGUAAUCUACAAGAUUCCUGGCUUCAAGAUCUUACAACACAAAGAUGCCACUUUGCAGCUUCAGAAACAGGAUGGACGAAUAAAGAUUGGGGUAAAAAUCCUAGCAAAGACUUCAAAAAGCUAAGCAAUACAGUCAUGGAGCUUACUACGGAGGUUGUGCUGCUUAGAUUACGUCUUGCAAGCGCAGAAAAGGCUCUAUUACAUGAGAAAAGGCGCCAGAUUCGAAAAAAGCCAUUAUUACUGGAUUUGCCCAAUAAACAAGAAGGUGGUGCCAUUUUUUUUAGUCCUUCAAAGAUUCAGCAAGCCCGAGAACUUUUUCAACAAAAGGAGGAUCACGCCACGCAGGAAAAAGCUAGGAAAGAUGAUAAAAAGCUUCAACAACAACUUGCAAAGGAGGCUAAAGAGCAAGAAAAGCAAGAACGGGCUCAAAUCCGUCAAAAAAAGCGAGACGAACGGGAGAAACAGGCCGCUGAAAAAGAACGCCAAAAGCUUGAGCAAAAACUAGCUAAGCAAGCAGAUUUACAGCUUCAAAAAGAUGCCCUAGCUAAAGCAAAGCAGCCUACGAGUCGAACAAAUCCAAAUUCAAAGAAAUUGAAGCACAAACAACGCAGUGAAAUCGAGGACGAGGUUAUUGAUGAGGUUAUUACUACAAAUCGCAGAGGCCGCGAGAUUCGGCUCCCAACACGUUUUCGUUAG
Molecule: messenger RNA, 708 nt
Organism: Talaromyces stipitatus ATCC 10500
Lineage: Eukaryota; Fungi; Ascomycota; Eurotiomycetes; Eurotiales; Trichocomaceae
Exons: 2
Coding region: 1-708 (235 amino acids)
Source: RefSeq, a predicted model, not a curated record